UUACAUGGAGAUUACCCUUGUGGCUGUCACCGAACCAAGUUAGUCUCUACCUUAUAAGUGCACUUAAUCUUCCUCUCUCUCCGAUACUUAUCUUCCGGUCAAUCUUUCAUACCCGGCAACUUCUUCCGACUCCAAAUUUUAUGCCCUGCUCUGUUCCCAACGUUUUCUCUAGCAAAGAUUGCGCCUUUCACCUUCCCCUAAAAAUCCAAUCUUAGGGUUAAGAUUUCCAUUCCCAAUUUCUCCCAAACCAAAAUCCAACCACAAUCUCCGUGAACCAUCACCAAGGGGAAGAACGAUUUCCUCACGCCCAAAGACAUGGGACUUCAGAAGCUCCGGUGGGACUGCUAUACGUGCGAGAAGCAAUGCCGCGAUGAGAACAGCUUCAAAUGUCACUGCUUGAGCGAGAGCCACCAACGCCAUCGAGGGUCAGAUAACAAACUAGAGUUUACAAUGCAAUUUGCAUUACAUGAAGAUUCUAGUUCUCUAAGAUGAUGUCAAUUGCCCUUAGUCUACUAUUGACCGCUUGUUUUACUUAAUCUUCAAUUCUCAGUCUUAUGUUUUGGGAUGGUUACUGAAGACACACACUCUGUCCUCUUUUAUAUAUAUAUGGAUGAAUGUUACUUGUUGGAUUGAUAUAUACAUAUAUUAUACACACAUAAUAAGUGUAUAUAUAUGUCAAAUUCAAGGUUCUGGUUCGUUUAUUCUUUAUUCUUUUGUAAUAGUUUUGACUUGGUGCUCCAUUUGAGUCAUUGGCUUACCAUUUGCAAGUGAUAAUAUCAUGUGUAGAGUGUACAGUAGAGAGUUGGAGCUGUUUCCAGCGACUUUGAUUAGCCCUCGGUUCGCUUCACCGACUCUUCCUUCAACUGUUCUGUGCUGCCGAGAGCCGUCAUUAAGAAAACUUUGGUGCUGGAAAGCUCACCGCGGCCAAGGAAGAUCCCUGCUGUUACAAAGAGCAAAAACUGCAGCUUGAAUCUGGAGAACAAUAGACAGUUUGAGUAACAUUGAAGCAUAGAUAACCUUCUGUCAUAACUGAACCUGGAGCUCAAGAAGCAUGGUCAUGAGCCCGAUCCUAUUCAGUUUUUUUUAUGAUAAGCAUACACGGAAUGACAAAGAAAAAACCUGGAUUUAUGAAGUUGCUGAGCGGACACAUGCUGGUAUGCAAGAGAAGUUGGCAGAAAUUGUAGCAGUUGAAGGUAAUGAGACUACAGAGAUGCGAGAAAGAGCAUAUGUUGCAGUGAUGGGACCUGAGAAACGUCACAGAGUUUGCGGUUAUGGACUAGGUGUAAUACCUGAUAUGGUGCCUUAUCUUCAAAUUGAUGGUAGCUCAUCAUCACACAGAUCACAUGGAAGACAUUAUGCUCACUUGCAGUCACAAUUAAUUUAUGGAGUUAGAGUCCAAGUACCAACAACAACAAGAGCAAGCACAGGUGCAGCAAGUUCAAACUCAGGAACGACUCUUGCAAACCCAACAAGAAUUGGCAAUGUUAAAGCAAAUGAUGCAAUCCCAGCAAUCUACUCCACCUUCACAACAAUCUUCUCAGCCUUUGCAGCAACCAUCCUUCCAGAUGCCUUCUUAUCCUCGUCAAAUGUACUGGCCUCAACCGCAGAUCUAUCCUCAAAUGCCUUAUCAGCCUCAACAUGCUUAUCCUACCACUGGACUAACUGGAUUGCUUAUGGGAGAUACAAGUGUCCAAGAAACUGAUUUGUUGAACCAGCUUAGAGCUUCAUCAAAUCAAAGCUCUCGUGGAUCUGAGCAAUAGACUUUUAUUAUUUCCCUUAUUGAUCAUUAGAUGCUAAUUGAUAGGCAUUUGACUAGAUGAAUUUGUGACUUUUUUAGUAACAAGUAUUUUAUAGACUUGAUUUUAAGUUGCAUCAGUAAAGAUUUGUUGAACAGGAAAUAAAUUUAUAUUAUAUUUUGUUGUCCAGAAAAAAUUUAUAUAUAUAA
Molecule: messenger RNA, 1945 nt
Organism: Rosa rugosa (rugosa rose)
Lineage: Eukaryota; Viridiplantae; Streptophyta; Magnoliopsida; Rosales; Rosaceae
Exons: 4
Coding region: 1052-1702 (216 amino acids)
Source: RefSeq, a predicted model, not a curated record